UUGUGACAGGACUGGGAGGCUGCUGGGAAAAAAACAUGGCAGCUUCCUUUUAUUUGUGGGGAUUUGCUGCACUCCGAGAGAGUUUGUAAAUACAUUCCCCAGUCGACACACGGCUCGCAGCCGCAUACUCCAGCAAUCAUCCAGACAUUUUAAUCUGGAGCAGCGAGAUGGAGAAGAGCGGCAGCGUCGACAGUCUGGGCUCCAAACGAACCUCGUCCCGACAGCCAAGUGUUGAUUCAUUGUCGAGCUCAUCCACGUCUCGGUCCGACCGCUCCGCUCAGGUCAAGCCUUCCUCUGCCAUGUCCUCCGACUCUGUGUCCACCUCCACCGAGUUUUCCCCAGAGCUGCGGGUGAAGCCUAAACCUAAGCAGGCGCUUAGAGAUUCAGUCAAGGAGGAACCACAGUUACUUCCAAAUGAAAAAGUGCAAGACAUGGCCCAUGAUGUCACCUAUGUCUGUCCCUUCACUGGAGCAGUGAGGGGAAGCGUGACCGUUACAAACUACAGGCUCUUCUUCAAAUGCAUGGACCGGGAACCAGCGUUUUUGUUGGACCUUCCCCUCGGGGUGGUGAGUCGUGUGGAAAGGAUUGCAGCUGGAUCAAGCCGUGAUGUGUCCUAUGGACUAGUUUGCAAGGAUAUGCGUAAUCUACGCUUUGCACACAAACAGAUUGAGGACACGCUCAGGAAGUCCAUUUUCGAAGUGCUGAUGAAAUUUGCGUUUCCUGUUUCCAAUGGUCUGCAAAUCUACGCCUUUGAAUACACUCAGGUGUUUCCUGAAAAUGGAUGGAAGGUGUAUGAUCCCAUAACAGAGUACAAAAGACAGGGCAUACCCAAUGAAAGCUGGAGGAUAACCAAAGUUAAUGAUCACUAUGAGCUGUGUGAGACCUACCCAUCAACUCUGGCAGUGCCUGUCAACAUACCAGACGAAGAGCUGAAGAGGGUAGCUGCCUUCCGAGCGAAGGGAAGAAUCCCUGUGUUGUCCUGGAUCCAUCCGGAAAGCCAGGCAACAGUGACACGCUGCAGUCAGCCGAUGGUUGGGGUGAACGGCAAGCGCAGCAAAGAGGAUGAGAAAUACCUGCAGGCCAUCAUGGAUGCUAACGCUCAGUCACAUAAACUCUUCAUUUUUGAUGCCAGGCCCAGUGUCAACGCUGCUGCCAACAAGAUGAAAGGAGGCGGUUAUGAAAGUGAGGAUGCUUAUCAGAACGCUGAGCUGGUGUUCUUGGACAUUCACAACAUCCAUGUGAUGAGGGAGUCGCUUCGCAAGCUGAAGGAUGUGGUUUACCCCAACAUAGAGGACUCGCACUGGUUCUCCAACCUGGAGUCCACUCACUGGCUUGAACACAUCAAGCUGAUCCUGGCAGGAGCUCUGAGGAUCGCAGAUAAAGUAGAGUCUGGGAAAACGUCAGUGGUGGUUCACUGCAGUGAUGGAUGGGACCGCACAGCACAGCUCACCUCUUUAGCCAUGCUCAUGCUGGACGGCUACUACCGUACCAUUCGUGGCUUCGAGGUGCUGCUAGAGAAAGAGUGGCUGAGCUUCGGGCACCGCUUCCAGCUGCGUAUUGGUCAUGGAGAUAAAAACCACACAGACGCCGACCGUUCACCGGUUUUUAUUCAGUUCAUCGACUGUGUCUGGCAGCUGACUCGUCAAUUCCCCGCAGCCUUCGAGUUUAAUGAAUACUUCCUGGUAACCAUCCUGGACCACUUGUACAGCUGCCUGUUCGGGACGUUCCUGUGUAACAGUGAACAGCAGAGGUUGAAGGAAGAGAUUCCAAAGAGGACGGUGUCUUUGUGGUCUUACAUUAACAGCCAACUGGAGGAUUUCACCAAUCCUUUGUAUGUGAACUACUCCAACCAUGUGCUGUUCCCUGUAGUCAGUUUGCGCCACCUGGAACUUUGGGUUGGCUACUACAUCCGGUGGAACCCUCGCAUGAGACCUCAGGAACCUGUUCAUCAGCGCUACAAGGAGCUGUUAGCAAAGCGCGCUGAGCUGCGGAAAAGAGUGGACGACCUGCAGCGAGAGGUGACGAACCGAUCGGCCUCCUCCUCGUCUGAGCAGCCAGGCUCCCCCACACGCUCCAUCACUCCUGUGCAGACUUUUGUUUGACAAAACCACGCUUCAGUUUCACUCCUAUAAGAAGGUGCAAUAGAGUAGUAACAAGGCCACAAAUGGCACCAUGAAAGACCUGUGUAUCAAACUGCCACAAUAGGUGACAAGCCAUGUUUAUACACUACCACCCAAACUCUGAUUGUCAAGCAGGUGAGUGUACUUGCAGGUGCAUGUAGAAUCUGUUUGCAUCAGAACAGCGUCUGGCUCAGCGUCUUGACUACAGGCGCUUUGUACAAUUCCUCCAGGGUUGACAGGUGGUCCAGCAAAUCCACCUACCCUACCUACGAUCAAUGUUUAGUUGAAGUACACUAAAAUGUUCCUCGGGUUAAAUUCAAUUCAUAUGCCUUACUGUACACUCCUUAUAGGAACACUAAUGUCAUCCCACUGCACUGAACAAGUUUGUAAGAUAUUGACUUGAUGAGAAGUAGCAGUUGUGAAGAUGAACAAUGCUGCAAAUACUAGUUACUUUAAGCUUGAAACUGUCAUUCUAACACUAACUGAAUGGCUUUGGGAGUUGUUAAAUGUUCUAAAUGUAGCUAUAAAGGGCUAAAAGUAUAGCAUCUGCCAACUACAAUAGUCAUACAGUGCAUUAAACGUAAGUGUUUUAUGGACACUUAAUGUCACACAACAUUGCUCUCAUUAAGACUAAGGUUUUGUAGGUUUCAUUUCUCUAACUAGUUAACAUUAUUUAUUACCAUUUUAGUCCAGACUAGUAUGUGUGAUUCAUAAAUAAACGGUCUCAUAUCAUAAGCAAUAUUCUUAACAUGACCCUAUUUCUUCCCUUAAUAAGCUGCCAGAAUAUGCAAUAGUUCAUUAGUCCCAAAUGAUGCAGAAUGCUAUUACAUUUUUUACACCUAGUGUCAAACAAUUCUUUUUUUGCGCGUGUAGCAGAAUAUGUAUUAACUAUAAUACGCUCUGGGUGUUUAUUCUUGAUUUAAGAUGAAUGAUAAUCGGUGCCUUGUUCAGAGUAAGACUCAGUACUGUUUGAGCAUUUAUGUGACGUGAGCAGAACUCCCUCAGGUCCAGAUCCUGGAUUUAACUGUUUCAAACGGUAGCAGUGCCCCAGUUAAAUUAAUUUGUAUGUUAGUGAUCCUAGGUUCCCAAUGUUAUCAUUGGAGUUAAAAUAAUUAUGAAACUGCAGUCGCUUUAAAAGAAGUAGCAUGACCAUUCAGUCUGUUUUAUACUCAGGCAUCAAUACUGGAUUUGAUAUAUUUAGCUAUUAAAGGUUUGCUCAUUUUUAUGUAACCAGCAAACUUUCAAAACUUGUUUUCAUACAACAGCAGAGUCAAACUGUUAUGUAUCAAUUCAGUUAAUAAAAAUGCUAAAACAAGACUUUGUUUAUUUUGUUAUAGCUAACUUUUAUGAACAACAAAAAACUAAAAUAAAAUGUAUUAUUGUUAGUUUUCUCUCUUCUUGAUUGUGCACAUUAAUUAAACAAGCCUAAAUGAAAUGUUAUUAUUGUGCUAUUGUGAUACAAAUAAACUUAGUUUCAAGUC
Betta splendens (Siamese fighting fish) is the source of this 3601-nucleotide messenger RNA. RefSeq names its product myotubularin related protein 2 (gene mtmr2). The record is from RefSeq and is a predicted model, not a curated record. Gene Ontology annotation, molecular function: phosphatidylinositol-3,5-bisphosphate 3-phosphatase activity. The coding region runs from base 168 to 2102 and encodes 644 amino acids. Gene Ontology annotation, biological process: dephosphorylation. The transcript has 16 exons. Lineage: Eukaryota; Metazoa; Chordata; Actinopteri; Anabantiformes; Osphronemidae.